AUGGCCAGUCCUCAGCUGCCGCCGCCGCUUCUUCUGCUGGGUCAGGUGCUGCUGCUGAAACCUGCUGGAAGUUUCUGUGCCUCCCUGCCAUCUCCAGGUGGAGCAGAUGUUACAGGUUUUUCGACAGCCUCGAAGAGCGAGACGGAGAGCCCAACUUCCAAACCGCUGACUUCUUCCUCCAGCCACAGCUCCCUGAGUUCAGAGCUGGGCUCCAGCCUCCCCCCCAGCGCCGCUAGUUCAGAGCUGGGCUCCAGCCUCCUCCCCAGCACCGCCGGCUCAGAGCAGGGCUCCACGACCCCCCACAGCCCCUCAAAUUCAGGGACAACCCCCACCAUCCAGCCCAGCCCCAGCUCCACACAACCAGAGAUAACCACCCACCCCAGCUCUGGCUCCCCCACCUCCCACUCCAGCCCCCUGAUUUCCACUUCCUUGACCCUGCAUUGGAGGCCCACUUCCUCCAGCCUCGGAAUGGAGCCGUCCUUCAGGCCCUCAGCCACCACUGACAGGACCCCUGUGGCCUCUGGCCUCCGGCACCGUGAGCCGCAGGUCGUCGUUUGCCCAUCCCCGACCGGAGUGACCCUCGCGGGGCUGGGGGGCCUUGGAGGGGGCCGGGCGCCUGGGGAAGGCCAAGGCUUGUGGGAAUAAAGCCUCACUGCUCCUCUGAGGCCUCCUGAGUCAUGGAUUCGUGUGACAAACUUGUCUGAGCACCUACUACGUGCUGGGGUCGCAGUGGGACCAUUUCUCCCCCCUCAUGGGGCCGAGAGUCUCAAGGGUGGGGAUCCCAUGACAUCAUUUCAGAUGGUGCUGAGGGCCCCUGACUCACAGACUGGGGCUGUGGCCGGCCCCCAGGGGCCCAUGUGUCUGGGUUUGCUGGGGGGCAGAGAGGUCCCUCUGGGGAGGUGAUA
Diceros bicornis minor is the source of this 905-nucleotide messenger RNA. It is a transcript of the gene CIST1, whose product is annotated as colon, intestine and stomach enriched 1. The record is from RefSeq and is a predicted model, not a curated record. The transcript is spliced from 3 exons. The coding region runs from base 1 to 645 and encodes 214 amino acids. Lineage: Eukaryota; Metazoa; Chordata; Mammalia; Perissodactyla; Rhinocerotidae.